AUGGGUCCUGGACCGAAAUUUCGCGGCCGCGGUGGCCCACGAGGAGGUGGUGCCCGUGGAGGCGGUGCGCGAGGCGGCGGUAUGCGCGGCAGUGACCGAGGAGGCCGUGGCCGUGGCAGAGGUCGCGGCAGAGGAGCACGAGGACAUGCCCGGGCAGCUCGUUUUGACAGCUCUCGUCUUGCUGCACAAGAGGACGCGGACGGACAAGAGUCUGAGCCCGAGUCCCUAAGUGAGGACGAGGUCGAAUCGGAGAUUGAAGAGUCCGAGGAGGAGUCUGACUCUGCAAAGAAAAAGGAGGCCUACCGGUCACUGAUGCGCAGCUUCGAGAGCCGCUUAGCUGCAGCGCCGGCGGCUAAGCGGCGAAAGCUGGAGCACGGUUCCAUUGCAAAGGUGGCCGGGGAUGAGAGCAACGAUGAGGAUGGCGUGGAAGAUGAAGAGGAGGAGGAGGGGGAGAGCCGUGGUGACGACGACGACGGUGAAGACGGGGACCAUGUCGAGGACGAGGAAGGCAAGGACAAGGACGUCGAAUAUAUGGACGAAGACGACGAAGACGACGAAGACGACGAAGAUGCCGAAGACGGCCUAGAUAUGGACGGUAAUGCUGACCACGGCGACGAUGACGACGAACUGGUGGACACAACAGACCCCUUUGAGUCGCAUUACUCGGCACCGGACCUCAAGGACGUCGAGUUGCGGCUGGAGGCCAUCCAGGCCGACAACUGGGCCACGUCCAAGACCAAAACCAACGACACACGCCAAAUCUUCACGCUGCCGCAAACAGCAGCGGCCGACUCGUUUUCUGCGCCUGCGCCAGUGAAGACACCACAGCAACUGAAGCUGAAAAAGCGCCUGGCAGACAUCAACACAGCGGCGUUUGGCCAGGUCGAGCAGACCGUAGCACCUCUGCUGUUCAACUACUACGACACUCUAUUUUGCGAGCGAAACCCGCAGAAUGGCGAUUCCCUGCGGAAGCUCGCUAGCUUGCACGCUGUGAACCAUGUUUUCAAAACUCGCGACCGCGUGAUGAAGAACAACGAGAAGCUGGCCAAGAUUGCACGCAGGAAGCAAGAAAACGGCGAGGAGACGGACGACGAAGACGACACGGAGGAUGGUGCAUGCCGCGAUCAGGGGUACAACCGGCCCAAGGUGCUCAUCUUGCUGCCAACACGCCAGUCCUGUGCACGCAUGGUGGAUGCCAUCUGCGCCGUGUGCCGCCCCGAGCAACAGGAGAACCGCAAGCGGUUUGACGAUGCAUACGUCGACAAGAGCUCGACCAUUCCGGAGGACCGGCCAGCCGACUUCCGUGACCUGUUUGAGGGCAACGACGACGACAUGUUCCGCCUGGGCCUCAAGUUCACGCGCAAGACGGUCAAGUACUUCUCGCAGUUUUACAACUCGGACAUUAUCCUCGCCAGCCCGCUCGGUCUGCGCAUCGCCAUGGGCUCCGAGGACACGCUGGCGACGUCGCUGGCAGAGUCGAAGCGCAAGGGCAAGCCCAAGACGGACUAUGAUUUCCUGAGCUCCAUCGAGCUGGUGCUGCUGGACCAGGCCGAUGCGCUGCUUAUGCAGAACUGGGAGCACGUCGAGCACAUCUUCAGCCACCUCAACCUGCUGCCGCGCGACAACCACGAGUACGACAUCAGCCGUCUGCGCAGCUGGUACCUGGACGACCGCGCCAAGUACUACCGACAGACGGUGGUCUUCUCCGCCGUGCACACCCCGGCGCUCUCGGAGCUGUUCCGGCGCUUCUGCCACAACUGGGCGGGCCGUGUGCGCGUGCAAGCGGCAGAGUACAAGGGCGUCGUGGGGCGGAUCGGCGUGCGCGGUGUCAAGCAGACGUUCUCGCGCUUGGAGUCGCCGAGCAUUGAGGCGGAGCCGGAUGCGCGCUUCGACUACUUCACCAAGGCGGUGGUGCCGACGCUGAUUGCCAAGACGCGCGGCGGCAGCGGCAGCACGGCCGCCCACGGCAGCAGCGGCGUGCUGGUGUAUAUCCCGUCGUACCUGGACUUUGUGCGGGUGCGCAACUGGUUCGCGACGUCGGUGGCCGUGGCCAACGUGACGUUUGGCGCCAUUUCCGAGUACGCGUCGGUGCCGGAGGCGUCGCGGGCCAUGUCGCACUUUUUGACGGGCCGCCACCGCGUGCUGCUGUACUCGGAGCGCGCGCACCACUUCCGGCGGAACCAGAUCAACGGCGUGCGCACCGUCAUCCUGUACGGACUACCGGAGAACCCGACGUUCUACACAGAGGUCACGGGCGGGUUCCUGGCACGCAGCCAGCGCAGCCAGAAGCUGGAGCCAGGCCAGGGCAAGGUGCGGGCCAUGUUCUCGCAGUUUGACGCGUUCAAGCUGGAGCGCAUUGUGGGCAGCGCGAACGUGGGCCAGAUGCUGCGGGAGCGCAGCGACACCUUUGUCUUUGAGGAGGACAGGGCGUUUUAG
Molecule: messenger RNA, 2436 nt
Organism: Sporothrix brasiliensis 5110
Lineage: Eukaryota; Fungi; Ascomycota; Sordariomycetes; Ophiostomatales; Ophiostomataceae
Product: U3 small nucleolar RNA-associated protein 25
Exons: 3
Coding region: 1-2436 (811 amino acids)
Biological process (GO): maturation of SSU-rRNA from tricistronic rRNA transcript (SSU-rRNA, 5.8S rRNA, LSU-rRNA)
Cellular component (GO): small-subunit processome; nucleolus
Molecular function (GO): rRNA binding; U3 snoRNA binding
Source: RefSeq, a predicted model, not a curated record